Messenger RNA from Cornus florida, 2633 nucleotides. RefSeq names its product telomere repeat-binding protein 2-like. The transcript has 10 exons. The record is from RefSeq and is a predicted model, not a curated record. Bases 303 to 2399 code for a protein of 698 amino acids. Lineage: Eukaryota; Viridiplantae; Streptophyta; Magnoliopsida; Cornales; Cornaceae.
AGCUCUGUGUUUUUUGGGUGGUUUUUAAACAUAAAUAAAAGGGGUUUUGUCCUUGUCCACCAUUCUCCCAUUCCAUCCCAUCCAUCUCAGAGAGAGAAAACUCAGAAAGAAAGAAAGAAAAUAGAGCAAUUCAAAUUGUUUUCGUGACGUAAUUUCCAAUUUUCUCAAACAACUCACCAGCGAAUCUGAACCAAAAUUUCAUCCAAUUUCAACUGGAGAGAGAUUUUCUUAGAGACAGUGAAGAUCUGCAAAGAGUGGUUCAUUGCAUUUGAUGAGCUCUUAUUGGCAUGUAUGCCUGAGAUAUGGUGUUCAAAAAGAAGUCAGGUUAUGGUUUUAAUGGCUACAGGGUCCCUGUUAUACCAAGAGCUCCCAGAUCUGUAAGAAGGAGGGGUUUGCAUAAGAAGGCAGUGGAGGAUAGCGAAAUAUGUGCAUUUGAAUUACUGGCAGCUGUAGCUGGCAAGUUGUUGCAGGAGAGUGAUAGUUCUGCCUCUAGUUAUGCAGAGGGAGGAAAAGAUCAUCUUGGCAUUCAUAAAGUUGUUGUCAAACAUGAACUGGAGGGAGGUAAAGCAUUGAGAUCAGAGUGCAUUGAUCAGGGAAGCUGUUCAGAGGGUGUCUUUGCCUCUGGACUUGCAGUUCAAGAACGCAAUUCAAAGUCUACACUUAAAGAAUAUCCACAUGCUGGGAGUAAUUCUGUUUUAGGACGUGCUUCUCUUAUUACAAGUUCUGAUUUCUCAAAAAAACUUGGUUGUGAUGUGAAGUCCGAAAUAUGUGAAAGCAAGAAUGCAGCCAGUAUAGUAGAGGGAGGCUCCCCUCGUUAUGGGGAAUCAUCUGAUGGUAACAUGGAGAAUGGGAUUGAGAGACAGCUAGAGGUUGAUGGGAAACAGACUGGAGACUUCAUUGUGGCUAAUACCCGCCGUUCGAAGGAUCCAAUGGAAAUAUGUAUGAAUACUAAUGCUUUGGUUAAUUCAGAUGGUAGUGUACAGUUGCCCUUAUACAGGGAUUCUCUUCCUAAUGCUUCUUUUCCCAAGCAUGGGAAUAAUGUAAAGGUAGGUAUUAGAGAUGAUGACGAAAAUUUAGUUGGGUGCAAUCAACCUAGCACCAAGAUUAGGGCCUUCAGGCCACAAUCACGUAUAGGUUACCGAAGAAUAAGGAAAUUGCUGACAUCCAAAUACUGGAAAGCAGCUCCAAAAUUGAAAGAUUAUGAACUUCCUAAUACUGAUGGGGGAAUGAAGCCCGUUUACCGUAACAGGAAAUUCCUUUACUCCCGCAAAAGAUGUCAACAUGAAGCUCCUUAUAAGAGGAGGAAAUUGUGUAACUAUAACUCUACAGUUGCAUAUGAUAGGGCGGCAAGUAGUGAAAGCAUUUCUAAUUCACCUGAGAAGGGCAUGAAGGCAGCCAAGAAAGGCUCAUCUGGAAUCUUACAUAAAGCCAGUGGGGUGUCAUCUUCAGUUUUAGGUCAUCAAGCAUGCUUUCAGUCCAGGGAUUCUCAUGUGAAAUUCAGCAUUAAGUCCUUCAAGGUGCCAGACCUUUAUAUUGAGGUCCCAGAAACUGCAACUGUUGGUUCACUGAAGAGGAAAGUUCUGGAGGCAGUGACUUCCAUCCUUGGUGGCGGAUUACAUGUAGGUGUACUACUUCAAGGGAAGAAUGUCAGAGAUGACAACCGUACUCUACUACAGACUGGUAUUUCUCACAAUGACAACCUGGAAACCCUGGGUUUUACAUUGGAGCCUAGUUCUGCUCAAACUUUACCUUUGUCUCCUAAAGAUCCUCCUUUUUUGCUACCAUGUGGAGGACAUGAACACUUAACCAGGUCCCCAGGCAGUCCCAUUAUGGAUUCAGAUUUCGCUAAUGUGUCAUUUGAUCCACCUCUCGUGACUGAUUUGAAUAACCAUGGUGAGAGUAAGCUUGAAUUGGUUCCCUCUCCUGUUGUUGGAUUAAAAGACGAAGUAGUGCCAGAUUCCAGAGCCUUGGUCUCCAUACCCGCUGCAAUGAGUGCUGAGGCACUUGCUAUGGUUCCCAUGAACCAGAAAACUAGACGAUCUGAACUUGGGCAGCGGAGGACUAGGAGACCCUUCUCUGUUUCAGAAGUAGAAGCACUGGUUGAAGCUGUUGAGAAACUUGGAACUGGAAGAUGGCGCGAUGUUAAACUGCGUGCUUUUGAUAGUGCGGAUCAUCGAACUUAUGUGGACUUGAAGGAUAAAUGGAAAACAUUGGUUCACACGGCGAGUAUCUCCCCCCAACAAAGAAGGGGAGAACCCGUGCCCCAGGAGCUAUUGGACAGAGUCUUGUCUGCCCAUUCUUACUGGUCUCAACAUCAAUCCAAGCAACACAACAAACAUCAGGGUGAACCUCUUAAAAUUUCUUCGGAGGCCCCGAUGGGGGGAAUAGAUGGAGUUUGAAAGAGGUAUCUAAUUGUUAUGAAUAUGAUGUAAAAAAAUUGUGACAGGAACAAAGAAAAAGGAAGUGUAAAGUCAAUAAUUUCCAUGUAGUAUUCUCACACUCGCUGGGAAAGAAAUUUCUCACUCACAAUGAUUCAUUGCCAGCUCUCUCCUUGUGGAGACACUGGCACUUGUAAAUUGAUUCGACGGAAUAAGAGCAUUCUAACAGAAUCUGUAGGUGUUAUGUUGAUUUAA